AAAAAGUCCCACACAAUCCGCUGCCGUGAAGCCACCGCGGUUUCAAUGGAGACUGUUGCUAAGGAACGUCGGAAUGCCGGCUCUUGCCCAAUCGGCGGCGGCGAGGCGUGUCACGUGGUUCCAAACAGCCCAAUCACAGGGAGGCUAGCUGUUGGAGCUGCUGUUUAGCUUCUUCUAUCCAACGGACUUUCCGUGUAAAUGCCAGUGGAGCUGAUUUCUCCGGAGAGGAUCGGGUUUAUCUGCGGGUUUUAACGGCUGGUCUGUAUUUUUGCUUCAUGAACAAAGCCAUGAGGAACCUGUCCGGUUCGCCCCGGGUGCAGGUCCACGUCAGUAAUGCUGAAGGCCUCUACCUGCACGUGAGGAGGACGAGUCCCAGCGAGACGUCUCAGCGGACGGUGAGCGAGGACAGAUCGCCGCUGCGUCCCUGCGCCAAAGUCAAAACGCGGCUUCCAUGGGUUCCUCCAGGAAAGACUUCCUACAAAUGGGAGGGACCGACCCACUGCCUGGAGAUCAAACCGCCAGAACCGGAACCAGACCCUGAGCUGCGGCUGUCUGACCUCACCUCAGAGGACGAGCAGCGUCUGCGCGGCCGCAUCAGCCAGUAUGAGAAGAAGAUCGAGGGCCUGAUGAGCGAGGUCAGCUCUCUGAAGACCGAGGUGGGUUCUGGUCCGGUUCUGAUCCGAAUGUUCCGGUACCAGCAGGUUCUGGUACCAGGAUGUUCUGGUACCAGGAUGUUCUGGUACCAGGAUGUUCUGGAACCAGGAUGUUCCGGUCACUUCCUGUGUGGUGAGGUCACUUCCUGUGGUCCUCGUGUUCCCAGUCCAGACCCUUUUCCCAAGGAUCCGGAGCUGUUGCUGCAGAAGCUGAGGGAAGCCGAGGCUGACGCUGCUGCAGCCGCCAAGCAGGUUCAUGCUCUGAAGGAACACGUCUGCAAGUUGGGCGACUCGGCCAAAAACACGCCGAUGUGGGCCGGUCUGGACCAGCAGAAGGAGCUGCUGCUGCAUAAGCUGGAGGCGUUCGAAGUCACCAACCGAGCCCUGCGCCACCUGCUGCGGGAGCAGCGCGAGUCCCAGAUGCAGUCCGUCGGCCUGUCAGAGCAGAAGAAGGUCCUCCUGAAGUCGCUCGCCGACAUGGAGGCCUGGAACGCCCUGCUGGUUAAGAAGCUUCAGGAGAAGGAGAAGGAGCUUCAUCAACUCUCCACCCAGCUGGACUCUGAGAAGGAGAAUGCGAGGAGGUCUUCGGAUUUGUCCCGGAAUCUGGACGCCACCAGAGCUCGACUGCAGGGUCAGCUGCGGAGCAAAGAGGCCGAGAACAACCGGCUGGUCGUGCAGAUAAAGAACCUGGAGCGGACGGCCAAUCAGCAGCUGGCGGAGGCGGACCAGGUGGCGCAGCAGCUGGGCCGGGCCAAGCAGGAGGCGCAGGAGGAGCAGGAGGCGCUGAAACGGGUCAGCCAGGCCCAGAAGAAGCGGAUGGAGCUCUGCGAGGGCACAGCGGGUCAGCUGACCGCUCAGCUGCUGCAGAGGGUGGGUCCAACAUGGCCGCAUGGCGGGCGGCUGCACCUAGAUCUGAUACACUUAGAUCUGCUACACCUAGAUCUGAUACACCUAGAUCAGAUAACCUAGAUCUGAUACACCUAG
Molecule: messenger RNA, 1637 nt
Organism: Poecilia reticulata (guppy)
Lineage: Eukaryota; Metazoa; Chordata; Actinopteri; Cyprinodontiformes; Poeciliidae
Source: RefSeq, a predicted model, not a curated record